CCAAUUAGGGGAGACGACAUUUAUGAUCAUGAGUAAUGUAUGUUGCGAUAGUUAUGUUUGGUGUCUUGUUCUACAAAUGCUACUGUUGAUCUCUUCAAUUUAUAAUACUUUUUAUUGAUGGGAUUCUUGAGUUUGUUUUUAAACGCAGGUAUCCAUUGAAUGGGCACAUUUGGUUAAGAUUUUGUUUUUUUUAUCUCACACAAAUGUCUAGCCACAACAGAAGUCAAAGUGAAAGCGCUUUCGAUAUUGAAGAACUAUUAGAUAUUGGAACAAGAUGUAGAGAGCUAAGAAAGGAGAAAGACAUGUUGAAAGAGUCGCAAUCACAAAGCUUUGAAUUAAUUAGGCGACUAGAAAAUCAUGUGACAUCAUUAUCGACAGGCCGUACAGAGGACAAGAAGCAUAUUGAAACAUUAGAGAAAGAGCUCAUGAACUUCUCUCAAGAAAUUGAUUACCUACAAGACCAUCUAAAUGCUAGAAACACUGAGGUAGAUUGUCUAGAAGAGCAUAUACGCUACCUUGAAUUUAAAUUAGCAGACAUGGAGACUUUACAGAAGAUAGUCGAGAGGUUAAGAGAGGAACUGAAGAGGUCCAGUUCAGAGUGCUUGUUCUUGAUUCAGGAACUAGAAAACAAAGAAGUGGAAUUACAUAAUUCAUCUUUGUGCAUAGAAAAUCUACGGGAGUUGGUUUCAUCUAUAACAUUAUACUCCCAGUGUGAAAGAGGGAGCAUGAAGCUAGAUAUUGUGGCCUUGGAGCAGAAUUACUUUGAAGCUGAGAAAGUACGGAAAGAAGCUCUCCAAGAAAAAGCUAUAACAACUCAGUUGAUCCGAGAGCUUGAGGGUCAAUUUCAAGAUGCUCAGAAAGUUAUUGAACACCUAGAAUGGGAAAAUAAAGAGCUACGGGAAAAGCUCAAGACAUUAGAUACAAAUUUUAGGACAUUUUCGCAAAAGCUUGAAAAGCGGUUUGCAAAGCAUGCUUCACAACUCAAUGUAAAACCAUUGUUUGAUGAACUAGAGAGCAAAUUCACUUUGUCAGAAGAAAUGAGCACUUGUGAAGAAAUCAUAAGCUCACUGGUUUCAAAGUUUGAAAUGCUUCUGGGGCCAAACAAAUAUAUUAUGGACAAAAUGCAAACAAUGGCAAAGCAAAUUGAAGAAUAUGAGCUUAUGGUGGAGCAGCUAAAGGUAUAAAUAUUUACAAAGUGGCAUUUAACACAAGGCAUCUAUAUUCAUGAUUUAGUGAGGUUUCAGUCACAUAUAAACUUUUCUAAGUUUUGAUGGUCUUUUUUGUCUUUGCACGAGUACCUUUAAACUAUUAUGCAUCAGGAAGAGUUGAGAGAAGAAAAGUUGAAAGCAAAAGAUGAAGCAGAGGAUUUAGCUCAAGAAAUGGCUGAACUUAGGCACCAUAUUACCGGCUUGUUAGAAGAAGAGCGUGAACUCCGUGCUUGCAUUGAACAGGCAUCUCUACAUAGAAUUGCUGAAUUAGAGGCACAGGUACUGGUAUUAGUUUACUGAUACACUGCAUCACAUGAGAUGAUUGCAUUUUUUUUUUCUAAAAUAUUGUGAUUCGUGUCAGGUUAAUAAAGUACAAGGAAGACCCUUGGAUGCAAUCAAACAUCUCGAUGGAGCAUAGGAGUCUGGUGAUAUUUCAAUGUGAGUGAAGUUUCAUGCCAAAUGUGAAGAAAUCAAUUGACAAAUUUUGGAGAACCUAUUCGAGCUGGUAUUUGUGAAGGUUUUUUGGAUUAUGCAUUAUAGAUUGCCAUAGUCACCUUGUACAUUCGAUGGGAUAGAAGUUAAUUUGCUGGAAUUAUAGCUGAGGGUUGGAGUAUCAAUGAGGGAAAGCUGACUGCUAGACAUGGAAUAUGCAGCAACAUACUACAGAAUGAAGGGGCUGUGAUAUUGGUUUUUAUAGCUUUAAGGUUCUUUUUUCUCUCUGAUUAAAUGUGUUGAUUGACCAAUUGAGUCGAUUUUUGAACAUUCACUUUUGAAGCAA
Cannabis sativa is the source of this 1986-nucleotide messenger RNA. RefSeq lists its product as uncharacterized. The transcript has 6 exons. The record is from RefSeq and is a predicted model, not a curated record. Lineage: Eukaryota; Viridiplantae; Streptophyta; Magnoliopsida; Rosales; Cannabaceae. The coding region runs from base 204 to 1184 and encodes 326 amino acids.